This is a messenger RNA of Etheostoma spectabile (orangethroat darter), 1979 nucleotides long. It is a transcript of the gene foxe3, whose product is annotated as forkhead box E3. The record is from RefSeq and is a predicted model, not a curated record. NCBI's taxonomy places the organism in Eukaryota, Metazoa, Chordata, Actinopteri, Perciformes, Percidae. Bases 208 to 1482 code for a protein of 424 amino acids. Gene Ontology annotation, molecular function: DNA-binding transcription factor activity, RNA polymerase II-specific; RNA polymerase II cis-regulatory region sequence-specific DNA binding. The transcript has a single exon. Gene Ontology annotation, biological process: regulation of transcription by RNA polymerase II; cell differentiation; anatomical structure morphogenesis.
CGUCAUUCCUGCCUCGCUUUAUAAAACUGUCAACGCCUUCCUCUCACCUGGACUGACACACACCACCCCAAACACCACGGCGGGACAGGGGCUAUUUCUGGCCAGAGCAGGAGAUCAGUAGGCUAAACUACGCACACAACUUCUUUCACGGGCAUUUUCCCCAGCUGCUCAUUUCAACAAAAAAGAAGACCAUCACCUGUUUUUUUUAUGAAUCUGGCAAAUUAUUCUUACUUCUCUGGCAUGUGCAACAUGACCGCUGAGACGCAGCACUCGCCUGCCGAGGCAAGUCCUAUACAAGUCCUGUCUCCGAACGUGAGCCUGGACUCGCCGCUGGCUCCGCCGCCUCUGAUGCUGCAGGCCCGGUCAAAGGACAAUGUUUUGAUCAAGUCUGAGCCCCGGGGAACCAGUCCAAACACGGAGGAUGGAGCCGCUCUGGGGCAGACUGAGGAGCACCUGCCCACCGGGAGCCGCCGGAGGAAGAGGCCCGUCCAGAGGGGGAAACCUCCCUACAGCUACAUCGCUCUCAUCGCCAUGGCCAUUGCCAACUCUCCCGAGAGAAAGCUCACCCUGGGGGGCAUUUAUAAGUUCAUCAUGGAGCGUUUUCCUUUCUACAGGGAGAACUCGAAGAAGUGGCAAAACUCCAUCCGCCACAACCUCACCCUCAACGACUGCUUUGUCAAGAUCCCCCGGGAGCCCGGCAGACCGGGUAAAGGCAACUACUGGACUUUAGACCCCGCCGCUGAGGACAUGUUUGACAACGGGAGCUUUCUGAGGAGGAGGAAAAGAUUCAAGCGCACAGAUGUGAGCACCUACCCCGGCUACAUGCAAAGCUCCAGCGCGUUCACCCCAACCCCAAUGGGCAGACCCUCGUACCCGAACACCCUGUACGCUGGGAUAGGCUCCGGGUAUGGCUCCCAGCUGACAGCCACAUCCCCGCAUCCGGCCAUGCUGCAUCACUACCAGACCUCCGCCGGGGCCGGCCAAGGACAGCCGCGCAUGUUCAGCAUCGACAACAUCAUCAACCAGCAGACAGUGCAGAGCGGCCAGGGGGGAGACCUCAACUCCCAGGCGCUGGGUUUGGGGCUGGGCCUGGGUGGAGGUGACCUGGGCUCCAUGACCUCCAGCUGCUCGGUCACCGGCACCGACCCGUCUGCGUGCUUCCAGACCCAGACUGGCAACCCCUCGGCGAACAUGCUGAGCAGAAACAGCGGGAACCUCUCAUCCAACCUGGCCGCCGGAUACCCGUACUCCUCCUCCUCGGCCUCUCCUCCGAACCUGCCCGCCAUGACCCAGUCCGGUUUCUCUCCGGGGAACUCUCAAGUGUACUGCUCCGGCAACCGGCUGUCCCUGCCGGCCAUGCGCCCGGGCUCGUGCGCCGAGCACACGGAGCAGCUGCUGGGCCUCUCCAGUCCAAUGAACUCCUACAACAACACUUACAUGAGACAGGCCAACUUUGCGUCAGGAUUAGAGCGGUAUAUGUAAGGAAUCAUUUGCAACAAAAAAAUCCUAAUUAAUUAUAGGCCACCAAAUAGUCCCAUAUUAGAGGAUUAUGCCCUCAAUGAGUCCAUAAGAGGUCAAUAGUGUAUGUCUGGUAUAAUAACAUUAAAUACUAUUAUUGGGAUAUUAGAACCUAAUAUAAGGCCUCUAUUUCAAAAUGUCGUAAGCGGCGUAAUUGUGUCACUUAUUAAAAUAAGUUCCUGUAAGGAUUUUGGUGAUUUAUAUUAGCCAGGAUCAGACAAAGAUGAGCCAUGCAGUCUCGUGAUAAAACAUUCCUAUUUUAAAAGCCAUUUAGAUCCGUUUGACACAUUCCAUGACUGUUUAUUGUAUUUUAUUGUGCCACAUUUCAUUCAUAUUUCCUGUGUUUUAGAUUUUACAUGUGUUUGUUAGAAUAUUUGAAUCCGAGUCUGCCUUUUUUUAUGUAAAUAGUUUGUUGAUGUGUAAAAACUUUAUUAAAAGAGUGUUAUCAUUGCUGACGAGAG